ACUGCCGCGGCCCUGCUGCUCAGGGCACAUGCCUCCCCUCCCCAGGCCGCGGCCCAGCUGACCCUCGGGGCUCCCCCGGCAGCGGACAGGGAAGGGUUAAAGGCCCCCGGCUCCCUGCCCCCUGCCCUGGGGAACCCCUGGCCCUGUGGGGACAUGAACUGUGUUUGCCGCCUGGUCCUGGUCGUGCUGAGCCUGUGGCCAGAUACAGCUGUCGCCCCUGGGCCACCACCUGGCCCCCCUCGAGUUUCCCCAGACCCUCGGGCCGAGCUGGACAGCACCGUGCUCCUGACCCGCUCUCUCCUGGCGGACACGCGGCAGCUGGCUGCACAGCUGAGGGACAAAUUCCCAGCUGACGGGGACCACAACCUGGAUUCCCUGCCCACCCUGGCCAUGAGUGCGGGGGCACUGGGAGCUCUACAGCUCCCAGGUGUGCUGACAAGGCUGCGAGCGGACCUACUGUCCUACCUGCGGCACGUGCAGUGGCUGCGCCGGGCAGGUGGCUCUUCCCUGAAGACCCUGGAGCCCGAGCUGGGCACCCUGCAGGCCCGACUGGACCGGCUGCUGCGCCGGCUGCAGCUCCUGAUGUCCCGCCUGGCCCUGCCCCAGCCACCCCCGGACCCGCCGGCGCCCCCGCUGGCGCCCCCCUCCUCAGCCUGGGGGGGCAUCAGGGCCGCCCACGCCAUCCUGGGGGGGCUGCACCUGACACUUGACUGGGCCGUGAGGGGACUGCUGCUGCUGAAGACUCGGCUGUGACCCGGGGCCCAAAGCCACCACCGUCCUUCCAAAGCCAGAUCUUAUUUAUUUAUUUAUUUCAGUACUGGGGGCGAAACAGCCAGGUGAUCCCCCCGCCAUUAUCUCCCCCUAGUUAGAGACAGUCCUUCCGUGAGGCCUGGGGGGCAUCUGUGCCUUAUUUAUACUUAUUUAUUUCAGGAGCAGGGGUGGGAGGCAGGUGGACUCCUGGGUCCCCGAGGAGGAGGGGACUGGGGUCCCGGAUUCUUGGGUCUCCAAGAAGUCUGUCCACAGACUUCUGCCCUGGCUCUUCCCCAUCUAGGCCUGGGCAGGAACAUAUAUUAUUUAUUUAAGCAAUUACUUUUCAUGUUGGGGUGGGGACGGAGGGGAAAGGGAAGCCUGGGUUUUUGUACAAAAAUGUGAGAAACCUUUGUGAGACAGAGAACAGGGAAUUAAAUGUGUCAUACAUAUCCACUUGAGGGCGAUUUGUCUGAGAGCUGGGGCUGGAUGCUUGGGUAACUGGGGCAGGGCAGGUGGAGGGGAGACCUCCAUUCAGGUGGAGGUCCCGAGUGGGCGGGGCAGCGACUGGGAGAUGGGUCGGUCACCCAGACAGCUCUGUGGAGGCAGGGUCUGAGCCUUGCCUGGGGCCCCGCACUGCAUAGGGCCUUUUGUUUGUUUUUUGAGAUGGAGUCUCGCUCUGUUGCCUAGGCUGGAGUGCAGUGAGGCAAUCUGAGGUCACUGCAACCUCCACCUCCCGGGUUCAAGCAAUUCUCCUGCCUCAGCCUCCCGAUUAGCUGGGAUCACAGGUGUGCACCACCAUGCCCAGCUAAUUAUUUAUUUCUUUUGUAUUUUUAGUAGAGACAGGGUUUCACCAUGUUGGCCAGGCUGGUUUCGAACUCCUGACCUCAGGUGAUCCUCCUGCCUCGGCCUCCCAAAGUGCUGGGAUUACAGGUGUGAGCCACCACACCUGACCCAUAGGUCUUCAAUAAAUAUUUAAUGGAAGGUUCCACAAGUCACCCUGUGAUCAACAGUACCCGUAUGGGACAAAGCUGCAAGGUCAAGAUGGUUCAUUAUGGCUGUGUUCACCAUAGCAAACUGGAAACAAUCUAGAUAUCCAACAGUGAGGGUUAAGCAACAUGGUGCAUCUGUGGAUAGAACGCCACCCAGCCGCCCGGAGCAGGGACUGUCAUUCAGGGAGGCUAAGGAGAGAGGCUUGCUUGGGAUAUAGAAAGAUAUCCUGACAUUGGCCAGGCAUGGUGGCUCACGCCUGUAAUCCUGGCACUUUGGGAGGACGAAGCGAGUGGAUCACUGAAGUCCAAGAGUUCGAGACCGGCCUGCGAGACAUGGCAAAACCCUGUCUCAAAAAAGAAAGAAUGAUGUCCUGACAUGAAACAGCAGGCUACAAAACCACUGCAUGCUGUGAUCCCAAUUUUGUGUUUUUCUUUCUAUAUAUGGAUUAAAACAAAAAUCCUAAAGGGAAAUACGCCAAAAUGUUGACAAUGACUGUCUCCAGGUCAAAGGAGAGAGGUGGGAUUGUGGGUGACUUUUAAUGUGUAUGAUUGUCUGUAUUUUACAGAAUUUCUGCCAUGACUGUGUAUUUUGCAUGACACAUUUUAAAAAUAAUAAACACUAUUUUUAGAAUAACAGAA
Homo sapiens (human) is the source of this 2378-nucleotide messenger RNA. It is a transcript of the gene IL11, whose product is annotated as interleukin 11. The transcript has 5 exons. Gene Ontology annotation, biological process: positive regulation of cell population proliferation. Gene Ontology annotation, cellular component: cytoplasm; extracellular region. Gene Ontology annotation, molecular function: cytokine activity; interleukin-11 receptor binding. The record is from RefSeq and is marked reviewed. NCBI's taxonomy places the organism in Eukaryota, Metazoa, Chordata, Mammalia, Primates, Hominidae. The coding region runs from base 154 to 753 and encodes 199 amino acids.